GAUACUAAGUCUAAGUCAAUGGCUCUUAUCUUCUAAUGUCUUCACAGAGCUCUUGAAAUCCAAAAAACUUGUUUUGUUGAGAAAAUAUUUUUCCAUAGUUCCAUGUACAUAGAUAUCUCAAUACAAAACAUACGCCUCGAGAGAGCUAAAGCUAAUCUCAAGAAAAAUGCCGAUUACUGAGAUUAUAGCAGGAGCUACUCUUGGACUUGCUCUCCAAGUCCUUCACGAGGCCAUCAAAAGAGCAAAAGAUAGAUCUAUAACCACGAGAUGCAUCUUGGACCGUCUGGACGCUACAAUCUUUAGGAUCACUCCGUUGGUGGUUCAAGUCGAUAAGCUCAGCGAAGAAGUGGAAGAUUGUCCAAGAAAAGUCAUCGAAGAUCUUAAGAAUCUUCUUGAAAAGGCUGUUUCUCUUGUCGAGGCUUAUGCGGAGCUCCGACGCAGAAACUUACUCAAGAAAUCUAGGUACAAGAGAAGAAUCAAAGAGUUAGAAGCUUCAUUAAGAUGGAUGGUAGAAGUGGAUGUUCAAGUCAAUCAAUGGCUAGAUAUCAAAGAACUCAUGUCCAAGAUGUCUGAAAUGAACACUAAACUUGACGAAAUCACGCGACAACCAUCAGGUUUUCCUUGUUUUAAGAAGAAUCAUAGCAUACCACAAAGUACUAAUCAAACUAUAGUUGAAGAAAUAGACCGAUCCCCAGAAGAAUGUAAUGAAUGUUUGAGCAAUGGAUCUAACCCGAAGUUUGAUAUCCACCUUCGAUGGAGUUCAAGAAAACAGAACACAGAACGUGAGAUUCGAUUCACCUUGAAGUGAUGAUUCUGUUGGACCAAUUUUAAUGCAGCUCAAUGGCUCAUAAACAUUUUUAUGUGUGAAAAAAAUAAAGUUUAGUGGCUCAUUAAAAAUGUGAGGACAUAUAAAGUUUGAGAAAAGUUGGAGUGAUAUAAAUAUAAAUAUAGUUAUGUCUUUAUUCAAAGUGUG
This is a messenger RNA of Eutrema salsugineum, 973 nucleotides long. RefSeq names its product RPW8-like protein 3. Gene Ontology annotation, biological process: defense response to fungus. The record is from RefSeq and is a predicted model, not a curated record. The coding region runs from base 167 to 808 and encodes 213 amino acids. Lineage: Eukaryota; Viridiplantae; Streptophyta; Magnoliopsida; Brassicales; Brassicaceae. The transcript has 2 exons.